AUGGCCGUGCCCGCCGCGCUGCUCAGCCCCCACCACCUCCUCUCCUUCUGCUUCCCCGCCGCCGGCGGGCUCCUGAGCUAUGCCGACCUGGAGAAGGGCUACGAGGGCGGCGGCGGCGACGCGGGGGACUUUAGAGAAGCCACCCGGGACCUGCUGAGCUUCAUCGACUCGGCUUCCAGCAACAUCAAGCUGGCGCUGGACCGGCCGGUGAAGUCCCGGCGGAAGGUGAACCAUAGGAAGUACCUGCAGAAGCAGAUCAAGCGCUGCACCGCGGGGCCGGGGCGCGGCGGGCGGCAGCGAGGCCAGGGCGGGCGGCGGCGGCGCGGAGCGGGCGGCGGGCGGCCCGCGGAAGGUGCCGCUGCGGGACCGCAACCUGCCGCCCUCCUUCUUCACGGAGCCCGCGCUGCCCGGGCCCGCCGCCCGCGGGCCGCCCGCCAAGGAGCCGGAGAAGGGCGGCGGGGGGGCGGCGCCGAGGCCACCGAGUUCUUGGAGCUCCUGUGCCCCGAGUACGGCGCGCUGCUGCCCGAGCACGCCGCCCCGAGCGACGCCUUCGGCGGCCGCCUGCCCGCCGAGCUGGGGCUGGAGCACGGGCUGUACGAGCUGCCGCUGCCCGCCGGGCUGCACCCGCUGCUGGGCGGGCUGCUGUACCCCGAGCCGCCCUGGAGCCCGGCCGCGCCCUGCAGCCCGCCCAGGAAGGCGCCGCCCGAGCCGCUGCGCCCCAUCUACCCCGGCGGCGGCGCCGAGCCCGUGCCCGCCGGCGGCGGCAGCGAGGAGCCCGGGGGGCACCUGCCCGCGGGGUUCGCCCCCUUCUUCCCCGAGUGCCCGCUGCCCCCGCCGCAGCCGCCCUACGACUACGGCGGCGGGUACCACCGCGGGGGCUACCCUGGGCUCUAG
Messenger RNA from Camarhynchus parvulus, 894 nucleotides. It is a transcript of the gene FAM181B, whose product is annotated as family with sequence similarity 181 member B. NCBI's taxonomy places the organism in Eukaryota, Metazoa, Chordata, Aves, Passeriformes, Thraupidae. The record is from RefSeq and is a predicted model, not a curated record. The transcript has 2 exons. Bases 1 to 894 code for a protein of 297 amino acids.